This is a messenger RNA of Phycomyces blakesleeanus NRRL 1555(-), 1494 nucleotides long. RefSeq lists its product as hypothetical. The transcript is spliced from 3 exons. The record is from RefSeq and is a predicted model, not a curated record. NCBI's taxonomy places the organism in Eukaryota, Fungi, Mucoromycota, Mucoromycetes, Mucorales, Phycomycetaceae. The coding region runs from base 1 to 1494 and encodes 497 amino acids.
AUGCUCCGAGAACUAGAAAUACUCAAGGGUCCAAGGAACCAAUGCUUCGAGUUUUGUAUGGAUGACUUUCACAACAUGCACCACAACUUGAAAAAGCUAUUGUCUAUCUCGGUUCACAUAUAUCCCAGUUAUAACUUUUUGCCUACACUGGACACAAUCCCAAACACAGCGCCGGCUUUUGCAGUGACGACUCUAAAUAUAAAUUGGGACCAACACAGCAACAUCAUGGAUCCAGGUCGGAAGUUAUGGAAUCCUUUGUGGUUGUACUAUUUUGGCUACAAAUAUCCAAACUUGCGCUCCUUGAGGUUAAAUACUAGGAUCUCGCAGACGAAUACAUUAAUUACGGACAAGAGGGGACCAAAGAUAUCUCUUUUUCAAUCCAAUCCAAACGCAUUUAAGCACCUGGAAACAUUCGAUCUCACGACCGAUAGAUAUUUCACGAUUUUUAAGUUUCCUUUAUUGAGACUGUUUCGUGAAUUAAGAUUCCCUCUUAGGCAUUUGAUAUUGCAUUCAACACAAUUGUCGGAUAUAAACGCUUCAUGUUCAAUCGACGUUAACGAAAUUCUAGAAUCCUUUUCUGAAACACUCCAGAGUUUUUCAGUUAAAAGCUUUAAAUAUAUUCCUGCAGACCAAGAUCCGACUUUCAGACUAUCAGCUUACUACCCGGUUUUGACGAACCUUUUUAUCAAUACAGUCAAAGCUCGAUAUAGUGAUAUGGAUGGUGGACAGAAAUUUUAUCACUAUCACUAUAUCGAGCGUGUUUUUUUCUUACUCCGCGCAUUAUUUAGUGAUAUUUCUAAUGCCGCUCAGGCACGGACCCAAAUUUUCCAAAAAAUUAUCACUAUAUCGAGCUUUGGCUGUAGUAUCGAUUUGGUUCUUGCUCUAGAUAAUUUAUUGAACAGAUGCGCGGCCCUCAAAGAAUUGGAUUUUUGUGGUAAAGAAUUGCUCAUUACUCCAAGCACGACAGCCAAGAAUUCAAAACAGCAGCAACACGGAUUGCAGAUUUUAACAUUAAGAGGCUCUGUAGCCUCUGAAGUAUUCAAUUACCUCUCGCUUAGGUGUAGAGGUUUAAAACAUAUAGCUUUGGAUACUUUGCACAUCAAGGGAUCUAUUUGUGAAAAAACCGAGUGCUUGCUACUCGAUAUGCCUCAUACUUUCUUGAAGACUCUGAAUAUCAGUCAUCUUCGAUACGAUCCAUCAUACAAAGAAACAAAUGUAUACUAUUAUAGUUUCCUGACGCUUCUGUCUCAAUUAAACGACGUUUCAUUAACAGACGAAAAAACCAAAAGGGAAAGAAAUGAAAUUGAUCCAGAGCACCCAAUAUUAACAAGUUACCACUUGUACGAUGGAGAGGUCAAAUAUAUGGAGAGGGAAUACGAGCUUCACAAUGGAUAUGGUCAAUUUAGAUUUGGAAAGGUUGAAUCUGUGCAUGUUAUAGAACCAUCAGGCGGAGACGUAGUUGGAAAAAUAUGGUUUGACCCAAGCUCUUUUUAA